Messenger RNA from Egretta garzetta (little egret), 6122 nucleotides. It is a transcript of the gene MYH10, whose product is annotated as myosin heavy chain 10. The transcript has 42 exons. NCBI's taxonomy places the organism in Eukaryota, Metazoa, Chordata, Aves, Pelecaniformes, Ardeidae. Gene Ontology annotation, molecular function: ATP binding; cytoskeletal motor activity; actin filament binding. The record is from RefSeq and is a predicted model, not a curated record. Gene Ontology annotation, cellular component: myosin complex.
AUGGCACAGAGAUCUGGACAGGAAGAUCCAGAGAGAUACCUCUUUGUGGAUAGGGCUGUAAUCUACAACCCUGCCACCCAGGCUGAUUGGACUGCUAAGAAGUUGGUGUGGAUUCCUUCAGAGCGCCAUGGGUUUGAGGCAGCCAGCAUCAAGGAGGAAAAAGGGGAUGAAGUGUUGGUCGAACUGGCAGAGAAUGGAAAGAAAGCACUGGUCAAUAAAGAUGACAUUCAGAAGAUGAAUCCUCCCAAGUUCUCUAAAGUGGAAGACAUGGCAGAACUAACCUGUUUAAAUGAAGCCUCAGUAUUGCAUAACUUAAAGGAUCGGUAUUACUCUGGGCUCAUCUAUACCUAUUCAGGGCUGUUCUGCGUAGUUAUAAAUCCUUACAAGAACCUCCCGAUUUAUUCAGAAAACAUUAUUGAGAUGUACAGAGGGAAGAAGCGCCAUGAAAUGCCACCGCACAUUUAUGCAAUAUCUGAAUCUGCGUAUAGAUGCAUGCUACAAGACCGUGAGGACCAAUCAAUUCUCUGCACAGGUGAAUCUGGUGCCGGGAAGACUGAAAACACUAAGAAGGUUAUUCAAUACCUUGCUCAUGUUGCUUCCUCCCAUAAAGGAAGAAAGGACCAUAAUAUUCCUCCCGAAUCACCUAAACCCGUGAAACAUCAGGGGGAGCUGGAGCGUCAGCUUCUUCAGGCGAAUCCCAUUCUGGAAUCCUUUGGGAAUGCAAAGACAGUGAAGAAUGACAACUCUUCCCGCUUUGGCAAGUUCAUUAGGAUUAACUUUGAUGUUACUGGUUAUAUUGUUGGGGCCAACAUUGAGACAUACUUGUUGGAAAAGUCUCGUGCUGUUCGUCAGGCUAAAGAUGAGCGGACAUUUCAUAUCUUCUAUCAACUACUAGCUGGAGCAGGAGAACACCUGAAGUCUGACUUGCUGCUUGAAGGAUUUAACAAUUACAGAUUUUUAUCUAAUGGCUACAUCCCCAUUCCUGGGCAACAAGACAAGGAUAACUUUCAGGAGACUAUGGAAGCCAUGCAUAUCAUGGGAUUUUCGCAUGAUGAGAUCCUGUCAAUGCUGAAAGUGGUGUCUUCAGUGCUGCAAUUUGGAAAUAUUUCCUUUAAGAAGGAGAGAAAUACCGAUCAAGCUUCUAUGCCAGAGAAUACUGUCGCACAGAAACUCUGCCAUCUACUGGGAAUGAAUGUAAUGGAGUUCACCCGGGCCAUACUUACACCGCGCAUCAAAGUUGGCAGAGACUACGUUCAGAAAGCCCAGACCAAAGAACAAGCAGACUUUGCAGUGGAAGCUUUGGCAAAGGCCACCUAUGAACGGCUGUUCCGCUGGCUUGUUCACCGCAUUAAUAAAGCUUUGGACAGGACCAAACGACAGGGAGCGUCUUUUAUUGGAAUUCUGGAUAUUGCUGGAUUUGAAAUCUUUGAGUUGAACUCCUUUGAGCAACUCUGCAUUAACUACACCAAUGAGAAGCUACAACAGUUAUUUAACCACACAAUGUUUAUCCUGGAGCAAGAGGAGUACCAACGAGAGGGUAUAGAGUGGAAUUUUAUUGACUUCGGACUGGAUCUGCAGCCUUGCAUUGACUUAAUUGAAAGACCUGCAAAUCCUCCUGGUGUGUUAGCAUUACUGGAUGAAGAGUGCUGGUUCCCUAAAGCUACUGACAAGACAUUUGUGGAAAAAUUGGUCCAAGAGCAAGGAACCCACUCCAAGUUCCAAAAGCCAAGACAGCUAAAGGACAAAGCAGAUUUCUGCAUUAUUCACUAUGCAGGGAAGGUGGACUACAAGGCGGAUGAGUGGUUGAUGAAGAAUAUGGACCCCCUGAACGACAAUGUGGCCACACUCUUGCACCAGUCUUCCGACAAAUUUGUUGCAGAACUUUGGAAGGAUGAGAUUCAGAAUAUUCAGAGAGCCUGUUUCUAUGACAAUAUUACUGGCCUUCAUGAUCCACCAGUGGAUCGUAUUGUGGGUCUGGAUCAGGUCACUGGAAUAACAGAGACAGCUUUUGGCUCUGCGUACAAGACCAAGAAGGGCAUGUUUCGUACUGUCGGCCAACUGUACAAAGAAUCUCUCACCAAGCUGAUGGCAACGCUCCGAAACACUAAUCCCAAUUUUGUUCGCUGCAUCAUUCCAAAUCAUGAAAAGAGGGCUGGAAAAUUGGAUCCACAUCUGGUUCUAGAUCAGCUUCGUUGCAAUGGUGUUUUGGAAGGAAUAAGGAUUUGUCGACAAGGAUUUCCAAACAGGAUAGUGUUCCAGGAAUUUAGACAGAGGUAUGAGAUCCUUACUCCCAAUGCAAUUCCGAAAGGUUUUAUGGAUGGUAAGCAAGCCUGUGAGCGCAUGAUCAGAGCAUUAGAGCUGGACCCCAACUUAUACAGAAUUGGACAGAGCAAGAUCUUCUUCCGAGCUGGUGUCUUGGCACACUUAGAAGAAGAACGGGAUCUGAAGAUCACAGAUAUCAUCAUCUUCUUCCAGGCAGUCUGUAGAGGAUACCUGGCUAGGAAGGCCUUUGCAAAGAAACAACAGCAACUGAGUGCACUGAAAAUCCUGCAGAGGAAUUGUGCUGCAUAUUUAAAGCUUAGGCACUGGCAGUGGUGGAGAGUCUUCACAAAGGUGAAGCCUCUUCUUCAGGUCACUCGUCAAGAAGAAGAACUUCAAGCCAAGGAUGAGGAGCUAAUGAAAGUGAAAGAAAAACAGACAAAAGUGGAGGCAGAACUUGAGGAAAUGGAAAGGAAACAUCAACAGCUUCUAGAAGAGAAGAACAUUCUUGCAGAACAGCUACAGGCUGAGACAGAGCUCUUUGCAGAAGCUGAGGAGAUGAGGGCUCGCUUGGCUGCCAAAAAACAAGAGCUGGAAGAAAUUCUCCAUGAUUUGGAGUCCAGGGUUGAGGAGGAAGAGGAAAGAAACCAAAUAUUGCAGAAUGAGAAAAAGAAAAUGCAGGGCCAUAUUCAGGACCUGGAGGAACAGCUUGAUGAGGAGGAGGGAGCUCGACAGAAGUUGCAGCUUGAAAAAGUGACAGCUGAAGCUAAGAUCAAGAAGAUGGAGGAAGAGAUCCUACUGUUGGAGGACCAAAAUUCCAAAUUUUUGAAGGAAAAGAAGCUGAUGGAGGAUCGAAUUGCUGAAUGUACUUCUCAGCUGGCUGAAGAAGAAGAAAAGGCCAAAAACCUGGCGAAACUCAAGAACAAGCAGGAAAUGAUGAUCACUGAUUUGGAAGAGCGCUUAAAAAAGGAGGAGAAGACCCGUCAAGAAUUAGAAAAAGCUAAAAGAAAACUUGAUGGUGAAACAACAGACCUACAGGACCAAAUAGCGGAGCUGCAGGCCCAGAUAGAAGAACUGAAGAUCCAGCUGGCCAAGAAAGAGGAAGAACUGCAGGCUGCUCUUGCUAGAGGUGAUGAAGAAGCAGUUCAGAAAAACAAUGCACUGAAAGUGAUAAGAGAGUUGCAGGCUCAAAUUGCAGAACUCCAGGAGGAUCUUGAAUCUGAAAAGGCAUCACGCAACAAGGCGGAAAAGCAGAAAAGAGAUUUAAGUGAAGAGUUGGAGGCUUUAAAAACUGAAUUGGAAGAUACCUUGGAUACCACUGCAGCACAGCAGGAGCUGAGGACAAAGAGAGAACAGGAGGUGGCUGAAUUGAAGAAAGCAAUUGAAGAGGAAACCAAAAACCAUGAAGCACAGAUCCAGGAAAUCAGACAGAGGCAUGCUACUGCCUUGGAAGAGCUCUCUGAGCAACUUGAACAGGCCAAAAGGUUCAAAGCAAAUCUUGAAAAAAACAAGCAAGGUCUAGAGUCCGACAACAAGGAGUUAGCCUGUGAAGUGAAGGUACUGCAGCAGGUCAAGGCAGAGUCUGAACAUAAGAGGAAGAAGCUUGAUGCUCAGGUACAAGAGCUAACUGCUAAGGUCACGGAAGGAGAAAGACUGAGGGUGGAACUGGCGGAGAAAGCUAACAAGCUGCAGAACGAGUUGGAUAAUGUCUCAAGUCUCCUGGAGGAAGCAGAGAAGAAAGGCAUUAAGUUUGCCAAGGAUGCGGCUAGCUUGGAAUCUCAGCUUCAGGAUACACAGGAGCUGCUUCAGGAAGAAACCCGCCAGAAACUCAACCUGAGCAGCAGGAUUAGGCAGCUGGAAGAGGAGAAGAACAACCUGCAAGAGCAGCAGGAAGAGGAAGAGGAGGCCAGAAAGAACUUGGAGAAACAGAUGCUCGCCUUGCAGUCACAGCUGGCUGAUGCUAAGAAAAAGGUAGAUGAUGACUUGGGAACCAUUGAAGGCUUGGAGGAAAAUAAGAAGAAAUUAUUGAAGGACAUGGAGUCCUUAAGCCAGCGCCUAGAGGAGAAGGCAAUGGCUUAUGACAAACUGGAAAAGACAAAGAAUCGCCUGCAGCAAGAGCUGGAUGACUUGAUGGUAGAUCUAGAUCAUCAGCGCCAGAUUGUUUCUAACUUGGAGAAGAAGCAGAAGAAGUUUGAUCAGAUGCUGGCAGAAGAAAAGAACAUUUCUGCCAGAUAUGCAGAGGAAAGAGAUCGUGCUGAAGCAGAAGCAAGGGAGAAGGAAACCAAAGCACUGUCUCUGGCUCGGGCUUUGGAAGAAGCCCUGGAAGCUAAGGAAGAAUUUGAAAGACAAAACAAACAGUUGCGUGCAGAUAUGGAAGACUUAAUGAGCUCUAAAGAUGAUGUGGGCAAAAAUGUCCAUGAGCUGGAGAAGUCAAAGAGAACUUUAGAGCAACAGGUUGAAGAGAUGAGGACUCAGCUUGAGGAACUGGAAGAUGAACUGCAGGCCACAGAAGAUGCUAAACUUCGUUUGGAGGUGAACAUGCAAGCUAUGAAAGCCCAGUUUGAGAGAGAUCUGCAAGCCAGAGAUGAACAGAAUGAAGAGAAAAAAAGGAUGCUGGUUAAACAAGUGCGAGAGCUGGAGGCAGAGCUGGAAGAUGAGCGCAAACAGAGGGCUUUUGCUGUGGCAGCCAAGAAGAAAAUGGAGAUGGAUCUGAAAGAUCUGGAAGGUCAGAUAGAAGCUGCAAACAAGGCUCGAGAUGAAGCAAUCAAACAGCUACGUAAGCUCCAGGCUCAAAUGAAAGACUACCAGCGGGAGCUGGAAGAAGCCCGUGCAUCCAGAGAUGAGAUCUUUGCACAGUCCAAAGAAAGUGAAAAGAAGCUCAAAGGUCUUGAAGCAGAAAUACUCCAGCUCCAAGAGGAGUUUGCUGCGUCUGAAAGAGCCCGUCGUCAUGCUGAGCAAGAAAGGGAUGAGUUGGCUGAUGAGAUUGCAAACAGUGCUUCAGGAAAGUCAGCGCUGCUGGAUGAGAAGCGCCGGCUGGAAGCUCGUAUUGCACAGUUGGAGGAAGAGCUCGAGGAAGAGCAGAGCAACAUGGAGCUUCUCAAUGAGCGGUUCCGAAAGACCACGCUGCAGGUUGACACACUUAAUUCUGAGCUAGCUGGGGAGCGGAGUGCUGCCCAGAAGAGUGAAAAUGCACGGCAGCAGCUCGAAAGGCAGAACAAAGAGCUGAAAGCCAAGCUGCAGGAACUGGAGGGAUCUGUGAAGUCUAAGUUCAAGGCAACAAUUUCUACUCUAGAAGCCAAGAUUGUGCAGCUGGAAGAACAGCUUGAGCAAGAAGCCAAGUAAGGGAAAAAAAAAAUUGUUUAAUAAUUAUGGAAGAAAUUGAAAGAAGUCUUCAUGCAGGUGGAGGAUGAGCGUCGACAUGCAGACCAGUACAAGGAGCAGAUGGAAAAAGCAAAUGCCAGAAUGAAGCAGCUCAAACGCCAGCUGGAGGAGGCCGAAGAGGAAGCCACACGUGCAAAUGCUUCCCGACGUAAACUUCAGCGUGAGCUGGAUGAUGCCACAGAGGCUAACGAGGGCCUGAGCCGAGAGGUCAGCACCCUGAAGAACAGACUAAGGAGGGGGGGCCCCAUCACCUUCUCCUCGAGUCGAUCUGGGCGGCGCCAGCUGCACAUCGAAGGGGCCUCGCUGGAGCUCUCGGACGAUGACGCGGAGAGCAAAGGCAGCGACGUGAACGAAGCGCAGCCGGCCCCUGCUGAGUAGAGCCCCAUCACACCCUUUGCAUGCAGAGACCUUUACACGACAGUCGGCAGGAGGAGGAGGACUUCCCUGACCACCAAACUGCCUUGUGGCCGUAAACCUGCCUU